CGAGAAACAGAAUCAAUGGAUCCCAAUUUCCAGAUCCACACCACCCUCCAAUGUUGUAGCUUACGUAGCUACCUGACGGCAGACCCCGUCUUUUCAGUCUCCUCAGAUAUCAGUGUAUGUAUAUAAAGCCUCAUCUUUUCUUUCUCCCAACAUCCAAGAAACCGAUAAAAUCAUAAACAAGGGAGAAAAUUCCGCGAGAUCUUUCAUCAGAUCGAUUCCAAGGCCCAGUUUCCCACCGGUCUUCACUUUCAAUGGCGCCGAAGGGGAAGCACGGCCGGUGGCAGCCGAGGAGGGCGUCGCCGUCGUGGGCGACGCUCUUCGCCGCGCUGGUAAUGGUUGCGUUCUUCGCUUUGAUUCUCCUAGGUUUCGGGAUUCUAUCGAGUUCCAGAGAUUCCCAGGAAGCGCACGAUCUCAGCACAAUAGCGCGCAGCAUACUGGAGAGAGAAGAUGGCAGUGAAAGAGGAGAUCAAUGGGUUGAAAUAAUUUCCUGGGUGCCUAGGGCAUUUGUUUAUCAUAAUUUCUUGUCAAAGGAUGAAUGCCAAUAUCUAAUUAAUCUUGCUAAACCCCAUAUGGAAAAGUCAACGGUUGUUGACAAUGAAACUGGCAAGAGCAAAGAUAGCAGGGUGCGUACAAGCUCAGGAACCUUUCUUGCUAGAGGUGGUGACAAAAUAAUCAGUAACAUUGAAAAAAGAAUAGCAGAUUUCAGCUUCAUACCUGUAGAAAAUGGGGAAGGCCUUCAAGUUCUCCACUAUGAAGUCGGCCAGAAGUAUGAACCACAUUAUGAUUACUUUGCCGAUGAGUAUAAUAUCAAGAAUGGGGGCCAACGAGUUGCUACGCUUCUCAUGUACCUGUCUGAUGUUGAAGAAGGGGGAGAGACAUUAUUCCCAGCUGCAGAGGGAAAUUUUACUGCAGUUCCUUGGUGGAAUGAAUUGUCUGAAUGUGGAAGACAAGGACUUUCUUUAAAACCAAAGAUGGGCGAUGCAUUACUUUUCUGGAGCAUGAAACCGGAUGCAUCCCCAGACCCAUCAAGUUUGCAUGGUUCUUGCCCUGUAAUAAAGGGUAAUAAAUGGUCAUGCACAAAAUGGAUGCGGAUUCACGAAUACAAAGUAUAAGCCGUUGUUCAUGGUUGUGAAAUAGAUUUUGCUGUGCCCUUUUCUAUAUGGCUACACUUGUAUCUAAUGAUUGGGAAAUGUUACAGAAGAGAAUUUGGAAAAGGAACAGCCAUACAAUACUAGGAAAAGGUUGCCAAGAUAGCUUUUUUUAGACACACAUUUUGUUGUUGUUAUAAACAUGAUUGUUGUCAAUGUUUUAGGGGCUGUUUGUUUCAGCCUCUUAAUGGUUCAGAUGUCUGAAUGAUUCAACACUUAAUGGUUCAGACUGUUUGUUUCAGCCUCUUAAUGGUUCAGAUGUCUGAAUGGUUAAGAGAUUUGCCUCUGAAUGGUUAAGUAUUAUACAGAGUCUGAAUGGUUAAGAGCUUUUAUCUGAAUUGAUCAGACAUUUGCCUCUGAAUAGUUAAACAAUAUACUAGCUCUUAAUGGUUCAGACCUCUUACUGGUUCAGCACUUAAUGGUUCAGACCUCUUACUGGUUCAGCACUUACCCAUUCAGAAGUUACCAAACAGCCCCAAUCUUGUUUCAAUGCCUAGUGGGCGU
Messenger RNA from Cuscuta campestris, 1652 nucleotides. The record is from the annotation of a GenBank genome assembly. NCBI's taxonomy places the organism in Eukaryota, Viridiplantae, Streptophyta, Magnoliopsida, Solanales, Convolvulaceae.